Messenger RNA from Andrographis paniculata, 1466 nucleotides. Its product is annotated as E3 ubiquitin-protein ligase RING1-like. The coding region runs from base 172 to 1269 and encodes 365 amino acids. The record is from RefSeq and is a predicted model, not a curated record. The transcript has a single exon. NCBI's taxonomy places the organism in Eukaryota, Viridiplantae, Streptophyta, Magnoliopsida, Lamiales, Acanthaceae. Gene Ontology annotation, biological process: protein ubiquitination.
AAGAGGAAGAAGCAGACGGGAAGUAACAGAAACCACAAGUAAACACACCACAUUUAAUAUAUUACAUUAAUUAAAAUAAUAUUAUAUUAUUUUGUAUUAUAUUAAAUCCCUUAUUUCAUAAGUCAUUCAUAUUUCUCUCUUUCUCUCUGAGAGAGCUUCAUUUCCAUUUCCAUGGCCAUGGCCGCCUUCCCCCUCCGGAAACUCCUCUCCGAAUCCGAUUCCGACACCGACUCCGCCGUCCCCUGCGCCGUAUGCAUCCACUGCGACGCCGACGACUGCCUCACUCCGCCGCCGCAAACCGUCCCCCACCACCGCAUCCCCACCGUCCUCAUCCUCAUGCUCUGCCUCCUCGCCCUCGCCUUCCUCCUCCUCUCCUACCUCACCCUCGCCCGCUAUCGCAAUUCCCGCCGGAGACUCCCCUCUGCCUCCGCCUCCGCCGCCGCCACCGGGACCGACAACGACGACGACCAGGUUCCCAUAAUUGAGGAUUAUAACCAAACCGCCGCCGCCAGUGUCGGCGUCGAUCACCAUGUCUGGCAUAUCCGAACCGUCGGAUUUCCGCAGGCGGUGAUCGACUCGAUCGCCGUUUUCCGAUUCCGGCGGGGCGACGGUUUGAUCGACGGCUCAGAUUGCUCGGUAUGCCUAAACGAAUUCGAAGAAGACGAGAGCCUCCGGCUCCUCCCCAAGUGCAGCCAUGCAUUCCACCUCUCAUGUAUCGACACGUGGCUAAGGGCCCACAAGAAUUGCCCGGUUUGCCGGGCCCCGAUUAUGACGACUAAUCAAGAGAAUCUUGGACAUGGUGAAGGAAAUCAUAUUACAAGCCACAUUGUAAGGGAAUCAGAAUCCGAAUUAGAAACAGAAGUACAAGAAUCUAGGGCAAUCCAAGAAGGCCCGGUCGGGCCGGGUAUAACAAAAUCCGGGCCGGGCUUGGAUUUAAGGAAUGUGAAUUAUUUCGAUUCAAACUUGAGAGUGGUUAGCGAUUUGGAAGCCUCUAGGGUGAAAAUGGAUCGAGAUUGGACACCAAUUAGAAGAUCGGUUUCUUUGGAUUUUCAGGCAGUGGUAAAUAAAGAUGAAUGGUCGGACAAAAAGGGGUGUAAGAAUUCGAGAAUUUAUAGGAUGUUAAAAAGCGCUUCUUUCGGAAGAUCCCUACAAAAAGGACCGGUCUCGAUGAAGAGAUCGCUUUCGUUAACAGGAAAGCGAUCGAUGAGGAAGAACAAUGGUAGAAGCAACGGAGUCAUUUUUGCGGACAAUGUUGUGAUGCAUAAAUGAUUAAUGAUUUAAAUUUCGAAACCCAUCGAAUAUAUAUAGGUGUUGGAAAACCUUGCAAUAAUUUGAAGGGUUUAAGGUUUGAGUCUCGUUGCAUUUUCGAUGAAUUUGUUGUUGUUGUUAUCGAUGAUGAUGAAAACAUGAUUAGUCUAUGUAUGUAUGUAUGUAUGGGAGAAUAUGGAUGAUCAAUUCAUUUGAUU